Molecule: messenger RNA, 1056 nt
Organism: Alternaria atra
Lineage: Eukaryota; Fungi; Ascomycota; Dothideomycetes; Pleosporales; Pleosporaceae
Exons: 1
Coding region: 1-1056 (351 amino acids)
Biological process (GO): protein refolding
Cellular component (GO): cytoplasm
Source: RefSeq, a predicted model, not a curated record
AUGCCCCUCGAAACCCACUACACAGUACUCGGAAUCAGCCGUUCAGCUUCCACUGAAGAAGCCGAAGCCGCAUACCAUGCAAUCUUGCUUGCAAACCAUCCAGACAAGACUCAGCAUCUAGCUCUGCCUGCGCGUGGCUUUGCCGAAUGGCAUAUUUGCGCGGCCCAGGCUGCGUAUGAAGUACUGCUUGAUCCGGAAAGGGCAGCGAAGUAUGAUGCCAAGGUAGGGAUUCAGGAUUCUUUUGAUAGUGGUGAUACUUGGGGAAGGCCGUGGGAUGGUACUUCUUUUGGUACGUCGGAGCCGGAGCGUGGGUUUCCUUCCCAUCACUCUCGUUCCAGUUCCUCAAACGAUGCUGAAGAAUACGAUUUUGUGGAUGUAGAAGAAGAUGAGACUAGCCCUGAUAGUGCUGGAGGAUAUACCUCCUCUCCUCCGUCCUGCACCGAUCAAGCAUCUUCUUAUCACCCACAAGCAGAAUACUGCCAUGGCCUAACUCGCACAACAACCGAUAUGAAUAUCGAACUCAAAGGCUGGAGUCUCUACCUCCUCCUCUUCAUGAAAUUCCGCUUCCUCAACACCGUCACUGCACUACUCACCGGUAGUGACACGCGAACUAUUGCUCUCGAGCUGCAUCUCGAACGCAACAAGAGCUAUCGCCCGAUCAGCCCAGAAUCUCCCGUUCGGAAGAACCCUGAACUCAUUAUUGAUAUUGAGUACAUUCCAAACGGAGCGAGAGGUGUUAGUAAUGACCAAACUGUCUUCAAGGAAGUGACAAAGGAUUCGUUGACCCUGUCUAUCUGUAUAACCUCCACUCCGUUCGACGUAAAUCAGUUUACCAUCCCGCCAUGGAUGUUUGGCUUCGACUUCGAUAUGAACGGUCAUCCCGCGGCUUGGGGUCGUAAACGCGGUACGUGUAUCAUUAUCACUCAGGAUAAGCAGAGUAUAGCGGAUACGCCGGAGGAUGUGCUGAAGAGGGACGUAGGUUUGACGGUGAAUGUGUUUUGUGGGUUGGGUGAUGAGAAGUUUACGGGUGUGGAGUAUAUGUUCAACCUCCUUUAA